UUUACUUUUCCCUCUUUGCAAGUACCAGGAUGUUCGUUUUGUACUUGAGUAUCGUGGUAGUGCUGGGUUCCAUUGUUAGUGCUCAGGACGAUUACGCGCCUCAGUACUGUUACAGGGAUACGGAUUGUGGACCUUAUCAACGCUGUCGACAGGGAUACUGUCAACAAGGUUCGGGAUCAAGCUGUGCGACCGUUUAUUGCCCAAGAGGAUUCACUUGUAUAAAUGGACAAUGUGUAAGACGUUCAGGUUCUCAUCAAUGUGAUCGAUAUAGGCCAUGUAAACAUGGACAGGUCUGUAAGAACGGCUACUGUGUUGAUGAUAGCCAUAGGAGAUGCAGCACAUAUAAUCCAUGUCCAAUUGGAAAAGUGUGUAGGCGUGGAUACUGUGUAAGACGCGGGGGUGGCGGCGGCAGAGUAUGCUAUACAGAUAGAGAUUGUCCCCGUACACAAAAUUGUGUGAGUGGACGAUGCCAGUAUUAUUAUAUUUGAGUGAAGCAGGAACUCCUUGAUACAGAAGAAGAAUGAAAGAUGAAAGCAAGAAGAAUCUAUGUCUUGCUUUUAAAUAAAAAUAAAAAUAUUUGAAGCAGACAAA
Messenger RNA from Saccostrea cuccullata (small rock oyster), 591 nucleotides. Its product is annotated as tenascin-like. NCBI's taxonomy places the organism in Eukaryota, Metazoa, Mollusca, Bivalvia, Ostreida, Ostreidae. The coding region runs from base 30 to 488 and encodes 152 amino acids. The record is from RefSeq and is a predicted model, not a curated record. The transcript is spliced from 11 exons.